AUGAACCAGGCUGUUGCGAUGCAACAUCUUGCAGAGCAGAUAUGCAGAGUGACGCUAUGGGACAGGGGCGAGGUGUCUGCUGCUGCCAAGAACCUCCUCCGGUCCAUCCAGCAGCCCCCCUACUCGAUCCAGGCAGACACAGUCUGCUGUUACUCCCUCACGAGGUGCCACUCCGGAAGCAGCAGCCAUGACGGCUAUGCAUCUAGUGACGGCGGCGGCACUCCAACUCCAACCAGAAGCAAUGGGCGGCAGCUUCACUAUCCGUCACAUGCCCACAUGGACCCUGGCCCUGUCCGACUCAUCCUGCCGGGCUCUUUGGCCCAGCUAGAGGACGUUAUCCGCAACUGUCAACUGGCUUUUGGACCUGAUUACAAACAAGUGCUACUCCAAGCAUUCUCGGCCAACUCACAUACAUGGAGCAGGUUUUUCUGUGAACCGGACAUACCAUUGGUUCUUCGUGGAAGAACAGUGGAUCCUUCUGAGCAUACAGAAGAAUUGACCACUAUGUUGAAAAUCAACACCCAAGUCCUCUGUUUGAUGAAACACCAGUUAUGUGAGCAGAGUCGAUCAUUUGAGGAGUUAAAAAUAGGAUACUUUGUGCAGUUUGCAAAGUGCCCUAUCAAGGAGCUCUUGGAGAUUGCAGUCUGUCUUAGCGAGGCAGUGUGGCCUCCCACCCGUAUUCCUCCAAUGCUGCUUGCCUGUGAGGCACUUAAGGAUGUCCUUCCUCUUAUAGAAAAGCUUCCUUCCAGUGAAUCUGGUGACUGCCUUUCCAAUAUUUCGCACAACAUGAGAGAGGCUUUCAGGAGAUUAAUGGACCAUACCAAGCACCACAUAGAAUCCAAUAUGAAAAAGCAUCAGGAUGACAUUAUUCAUCCAAUGACAUGUUUCCUCAUAUGCUCAGUGAGAUCCUUCCGCAGUCACAGAAAUUUAGUGCAAUCCACUCUUGCCCCUGGUGAUGACUGCAACUCAUUUGGCCAUCUUCUGCAUGACGUGAUUACCUGCUGGAAAUCUGGGCUCACUGAGUAUGCAAACAUAUAUCAUGCAGAUGUGCAGCAGCGAUGCAUUUUCCUAUUGAACAACAGAGACCAUUUUAAUAGGAAGACAGAUGGCCUGUUGAAUGAGUUGCUAUCCGAUUGGCAGAUUGUUGAGCAGUAUGAUAAUGAGUUCAAGUUACUCUUGAUUAAGAGAUAUACAGAUGAGGCCUGCGCUCCGGCCAAGUCUUGUUUAAAUCGCAGCUCCUGCUGGUGGUGGGGCAGUCAGCGUCCAUCCUUAGACGCGUUUACUUCGAAAUUCAACGAGACUUUUGAUCUUCAGAGAACUUGGAAGGUUCCCGAUGUUGCCCUACGGCAGGAUCUGAGAGAUAGCAUAGAGGAGUGCAUCCUGUCAGACUACACAAGGUGUCUCGAGAACUGUUCAAGUUCGGGGCUGUUUUGUUCAUGCUUGCAGAUAGAUUCAGUAGGGGAGAUAUAUACCACAGAGAGCUUGCAAACAACGGUGCAGACCUUAUUUGAAGGAUGCUGA
Triticum turgidum subsp. durum (durum wheat) is the source of this 1521-nucleotide messenger RNA. The record is from the annotation of a GenBank genome assembly. Lineage: Eukaryota; Viridiplantae; Streptophyta; Magnoliopsida; Poales; Poaceae.